Molecule: messenger RNA, 2621 nt
Organism: Lipotes vexillifer (Yangtze River dolphin)
Lineage: Eukaryota; Metazoa; Chordata; Mammalia; Artiodactyla; Lipotidae
Gene: TFIP11
Product: tuftelin interacting protein 11
Exons: 13
Coding region: 45-2561 (838 amino acids)
Biological process (GO): spliceosomal complex disassembly
Cellular component (GO): U2-type post-mRNA release spliceosomal complex
Molecular function (GO): nucleic acid binding
Source: RefSeq, a predicted model, not a curated record
GGGCGGUUGUGUUUGAUACGCGGAGCAGGAGAGAGUGACAGGGCAUGUCACUGUCCCACUUGUACCGGGACGGGGAAGGCCAAGGCCACAUGGAUGACGAGGACGAGCGGGAGAACUUUGAGAUCACCGACUGGGAUCUCCAGAAUGAAUUCAACCCCAACCGGCAGCGCCACUGGCAGACCAAGGAAGAGGCCACCUACGGAGUGUGGGCAGAGCGAGACUCGGAUGAAGAGAGGCCCAGCUUUGGAGGCAAACGGGCCCGCGACUACUCGGCGCCAGUCAACUUCAUCAGCGCGGGGCUCAAGAAAGGGGCGGCAGAAGAGCCGGAGCUGGAAGGCUCCGAUGAUGAGGAGAAACCUGUUAAGCAGGAUGAAUUUCCUAAGGAUUUCGGACCAAAGAAGUUAAAAACGGGUGGCAAUUUUAAACCCAGCCAGAAAGGUUUUGCAGGAGGAACCAAGUCUUUCCUGGAUUUUGGCAGCUGGGAAAGACACACAAAAGGAAUUGGACAGAAGCUUCUUCAGAAGAUGGGCUAUGUCCCUGGAAGAGGCCUUGGGAAGAACGCACAAGGUAUCAUCAACCCAAUCGAAGCCAAGCAGAGAAAGGGGAAGGGCGCCGUGGGGGCAUACGGCUCGGAGCGCACCACUCAGCCCCUGCAAGACUUCCCCAUGGCUGACUCCGAAGAAGAAGCCGAGGAGGAAUUUCAGAAGGAGCUGAGCCAGUGGAGGAAAGACCCCAGUGGAAGCAAGAAGAAGCCCAGAUACUCUUACAAGACAGUGGAAGAGUUGAAAGCCAAGGGCAGGAUUAGCAAGAAGCUCGCUGCUCCCCAGAAGGAGCUUUCUCAGGUCAAGGUCAUAGACAUGACGGGCCGGGAGCAGAAGGUCUACUACAGCUACAGCCAGAUCAGCCACAAGCACAGCGUCCCCGACGACGGGCUCCCGCUGCAGUCACAGCAGCUGCCCCAGCCCGGCAAGGAGGCCAAGGCCCCCGGCUUCGCACUGCCGGAGCUGGAGCACAACCUGCAGCUGCUCAUCGACCUCACAGAGCAGGAGAUCAUCCAGAACGACCGGCAGCUGCAGUACGAGCGAGACAUGGUGGUCAACCUGUCCCACGAGCUGGAAAAGGUGUCGGAGGUCCUGGAGCACGAGGAACGGGCCAUCUCCAACCUGAGCAAGGUCCUGGGGCUCGUGGAGGAGUGCGAGCGGCGCCUGCAGCCCGGCUGCGGUGACCCCCUCACCCUGGACGAGUGCGCCCGCAUCUUCGAGACCCUGCAGGACAAGUACUACGAGGAGUACAGGAUGUCCGACCGCGUGGACCUGGCCGUGGCCAUCGUCUACCCGCUCAUGAAGGACCACUUCAAGGAGUGGGACCCCCUCAAGGACUGUACGUACGGCACCGAGAUCAUCUCCAAGUGGAAAAGCCUCCUGGAGAACGACCAGCUGCUGUCCCACGGCGGGCAGGACCUCUCGGCAGACGCCUUCCACAGGCUGAUAUGGGAAGUCUGGAUGCCAUUUGUUCGAAAUAUCGUCACUCACUGGCAACCGAGGAACUGCGACCCGAUGGUGGACUUUCUGGAUAGCUGGGUGCACAUCAUUCCCGUGUGGAUCCUGGAUAACAUCCUGGACCAGCUCGUCUUCCCCAAGCUGCAGAAGGAGGUGGAAAACUGGAACCCGCUGACAGACACCGUCCCCAUCCACUCGUGGAUCCACCCGUGGCUGCCUCUCAUGCAGGCGCGCCUGGAGCCGCUCUACUCCCCCAUCCGCAGCAAGCUGGCCAGCGCCCUGCAGAAGUGGCACCCCAGCGACUCCUCGGCCAAGCUCAUCCUCCAGCCCUGGAAAGAUGUCUUCACCCCCGGCUCCUGGGAAGCAUUCAUGGUCAAGAACAUAGUGCCCAAACUGGGGAUGUGCCUCGGGGAGUUGGUCAUCAACCCCCACCAGCAGCACAUGGAUGCUUUUUAUUGGGUCAUCGACUGGGAAGGGAUGAUCUCUGUCUCCAGCCUCGUGGGGCUUCUUGAAAAGCACUUCUUCCCCAAGUGGCUUCAGGUGCUGUGCUCCUGGCUCAGUAACAGCCCAAAUUACGAGGAGAUCACCAAGUGGUACCUGGGUUGGAAGUCCAUGUUCUCAGACCAAGUGCUGGCGCACCCAUCCGUCAAGGACAAAUUUAACGAGGCACUUGAUAUCAUGAACAGGGCGGUGUCCUCCAAUGUCGGUGCCUACAUGCAGCCCGGAGCACGGGAGAACAUCGCCUACCUCACCCACACGGAGCGGAGGAAGGAUUUCCAGUACGAGGCCAUGCAGGAACGACGAGAGGCUGAGAACAUGGCCCAGAGAGGCAUCGGCGUGGCUGCCAGCUCCGUGCCCAUGAACUUUAAAGACCUCAUUGAGACCAAGGCCGAGGAGCACAACAUCGUCUUCAUGCCCGUCAUCGGGAAGCGACACGAAGGGAAGCAGCUGUACACCUUCGGCCGCAUCGUCAUCUACAUCGAUCGGGGCGUGGUGUUCGUGCAGGGGGAGAAGACCUGGGUGCCCACCUCCCUGCAGAGCCUGAUUGACAUGGCCAAGUAGACCGCAGCACCUGCCACGGACCGACCGGUGAAUAAACAAACAAACAGUAUUUUAAAUCAC